Pseudomassariella vexata is the source of this 600-nucleotide messenger RNA. RefSeq lists its product as uncharacterized. The record is from RefSeq and is a predicted model, not a curated record. The coding region runs from base 73 to 456 and encodes 127 amino acids. The transcript has a single exon. NCBI's taxonomy places the organism in Eukaryota, Fungi, Ascomycota, Sordariomycetes, Amphisphaeriales, Pseudomassariaceae.
CACUUGACCUCACUUCAUGAUAUCACUGCACAUCAGAGAACCUGCACAUCAGAGAACUUUCACAUCACCACCAUGCUCAUACCAAAACUCCCAUUUGCCUUCCACGCAGUAAUUGAGUCAUUUGCAGCACUUUCAUUCAUCCUCCAGCCAGAUAAGCAAUUGCCUGGGUGCUCUCCUGCGGCCAAACUGAUCCUGCGACAAUAUGGCGGGCUCCUGCUUGUGACCAACUUUAUAUGCGUGAUUGUCCUUGUCCAGCCCACGUUCAGGGAGACAGAAAGACUUCUUGCUGCUGCAUUGGGAUCUUAUCAUGCAUGGCCAAGCUACCGAGCUUGGGUUCGUUUACGCAAUGAGGUUGAAGGUGAUCUUGUGGGAGGGUCGACUUUGGGAGGGCCUGCAGUGCAUUUGAUUGUGCAUCUGCUGUGUUUUGGGAUGUUCAUGGUUGUGGUGGGUUCCUAAAGUGCUUUCGGGAUCAAUGCUGUUCCUUGCAUCUCCAUAUCAUUCUUGGGUCCAGCCAGCAGGUUCUGGCAUUGUUCAUGAUGAGCUCCCAGAUCACAACGCAAAGACAAGCAAAGAACAUGGCCUCUCUCAAUCACCCAAACA